AUACCUUGAUAGCAAUGAAUAUGCCCUCAAAGAAAUUUUCAUGCACUGCGAACAUGAAGCAUUGCUAGAUCCGCUAGGUAUUACUAGAUUUCGCUAGGAUUGCCUUUCAAAAACAAAAAAGGAAGAAAGAGGAAAAAUGUAAAAAUAAAUUAUUUUAAUAUAAAAGUACAGUUUCUUUAAUAUUCCUGUUUGGUAUAUUGCAUUAUUUUUGAAUCAUGUUUAUAGCUUCCUAAUGUUACAUUUCAAACCCCAUAGUAUUUGUUUGUAUUAAUUUUGAUUUCUUUGUUUGCAUUUCCCAAACCACAAGUUUACAACCAAUAUCUUAUUUUCAUAGCUUCAACGAUAUCGUGUAUCGUAUGUGCUUUAUUAUUUGCGACUUGAAAAGCAAAAAAAGCGAGCAAUAUUUUGGUGUGUUUUGACCCUAUUGAGAAAAAAUGCUAGGUUUUUAUAUUACAAUUUAGUGUGAAACAACUCUGUCUAAUAGUUAAUACACAUAGUUUAACUUGGUAGCACUGAAAUGACAUUAAAUAGAAAAUAAACAAACACGGUAAUGGAUAUGACAACAACUAUAAAUAAUAAAAGAAAACAUUUGACAAUAAAAGAAAAAGUGUGAAGUUUUAAGUUUUUUUUUUUCAUUUUUUCUAUAUUAAUUUGUUGUGAAAUUAGUAUUAAAUUGUUUAGAGAGGAUUGUAAUAUCGUGUCAAAAUACGUGUAAAUUUAAUGUUUGUUUUUUAAGUGGUAGUUUAAUAGUAGUUUUGGUAUCGGUCAGUGGUUGCUGUCAACCAUCUCGUCACCGCAGAUAAUCAACAGAAACUAAAAGAGAAGACUAAGAUGAAACGUUAAGAAUAUAUGGAUGAAAUGUUGUCCUAAAUUCUAAUAACGUAACGUUCACAUUUAUUCACUGACACUUGCUGCAUCUCACUUCUAAAAACACUAUGCGUUAAUAUAACUCUUUGAAACAUGUUCAACCUGCUAAGCAGGUAACUAACGCUGAACACGAUAUCCCUGAAUUUCGUAUAUCGCUUAUUUAUUAUACGCAGAAAUGUCCAAAGCAGCACAACUUCAGGCUUUAUACGCUCGACGCCGACAAGCGGAAGACGAUCGCAUUGAACGGACGCAAGAGCUAAAUCGUUACUAUGAUCAUUGGGGCAAAGUGACGACUCGCUUUGCUAAUUGGACCGCACCAGAAUAUUAUGAUAAGGCAGGACAGCAGCUUCAACAAACCAAAGACAAAAAAGAAAAGGAAAAAGGUCUAGCCAUUCGUCAGAGAAAGCUUUCGGAAAUAUUUACAAUAGAAAAGAAAACAUUCGAUCGCGAGAUGAAUGAAUUAAAACGAGUGCGUUCGCGAAAAGUAUCCACAGAUACCUUAGAGAAAAUUGAUGAGAAUCUAAAAAAUCAAGAUAAAAUACGUCGCAAAUUGGAAUUGGAGGCAAAGCUGUACGGUAAAUUGCGACAUGGAGUUGAUGAUGAGAACUUAGUUUUCGAUUCCAAGUCCGAAAAUGAGACAUUGGCAAAGUUGAAUUGGCUGGACAAACAAGUCAAUACUCAGUUAGAACGCGAAAGAGAGGAAGCCAAAAAACAAGAGCAAAUAUUGUUGUUACAAGAAAAACAAAUUAAACUGGAGCAACUGCAAAAGGAACGGCAUGCAAUGCGUGAACGAGAGAUUCAAGAAGUCCGCACAAUACAAGAAAACUACAUGCUCCAGUUAAAAGAGCGUCAAGAAGAAAGUGAAAAUUUAAAGAGUGAAGAGAAGAAGUUGCGUGACAACAUUGAUGAACUAGGAAAGGAGCUUGAGCUACUUAAAGAGACGGACGUUGUAAUGCAGAAACCUGCAGAUCUAGCGCAAGCAUACAACUUUAAACGAAUAAAGACGUUCAUACGCAAACGUUCAGAGGAAUUUCGAAAUCAUAUAAAAAUACAUAUAGCUAUUUUGGAGCGCACACUUGAUUAUGCCAAGAAAGUGACAAUAGCAGAUGAAUUAAUCGAAAAGUACAAAAAACUUCUAGACUUCGAAGCGCAAUAUGUGUCACAAAUUGAAGCCAUGUACGAAUCCGAAGCUAAGUCUUGUCUUUUAAGAAGUGAAGAAAACUGGACUCGACAGCACAGAGAACGCUGCAAUGAAAUCAAUCAAUACCUCGACAAUGAAAGUAAAGCAUUUAAAGUCCAGCUGACCGAUAAUCUAGAACGUCAAGAGGACGUGAUUGAGUUGAGGACCGCGUGCUUAUCGGUUAUUGAGGAUGUUAGUGCAAAGCUGAAACAACUUAUUAAGGAAGAAGAGGAAUCACCGCGAGGUAAUCAAAAUAGCCAAGAGUUGCUGUCCUCCAGUUCUAGUGAAGCUAAGAAAGUAAGAUUCGAAACUAACGCGAAAACUUCAGUAUCGCCGAGCUCACUGCCUGAAAUAACGAAGUCAUUUAACAACCUGAACUUGGAUGUGUGGCAAGAUUUGCCCUCAUCGCGUCGUGGUAUUGAUACUCUGCCUACAAAUAAUAACCCAAACAUUGUUACACCAGAGAACGUCGAAAGACCAAAAUACGGACGAAAACGUGUAGCUUGGACCUGAAAAGCAUUAUAUAUUUCUUCCAUAAUUUUUUUUCCGUUUAUCUCCUUAGUCACGCACAUGAUUUUAUUGUGAUUUCAUUUACAAAUAAAUUCUUUUUUUUU
This is a messenger RNA of Glossina fuscipes, 2661 nucleotides long. Its product is annotated as trichohyalin. Gene Ontology annotation, biological process: apoptotic process. Bases 1043 to 2560 code for a protein of 505 amino acids. Gene Ontology annotation, cellular component: keratin filament. The transcript is spliced from 3 exons. Lineage: Eukaryota; Metazoa; Arthropoda; Insecta; Diptera; Glossinidae. The record is from RefSeq and is a predicted model, not a curated record.